Nannizzia gypsea CBS 118893 is the source of this 891-nucleotide messenger RNA. Its product is annotated as chitin synthase export chaperone. Bases 1 to 891 code for a protein of 296 amino acids. Gene Ontology annotation, biological process: protein folding. Gene Ontology annotation, cellular component: endoplasmic reticulum membrane. The transcript has 7 exons. The record is from RefSeq and is a predicted model, not a curated record. Lineage: Eukaryota; Fungi; Ascomycota; Eurotiomycetes; Onygenales; Arthrodermataceae.
AUGGGGUCGACGCAGUUUGGCAAGUUUCAAAAUUUCUGCCGGGACUCGACACUUCCAGUGUGCAAUCUCUUCAUCAGGGACAAUCAACCACCAAAUGAAAAGUAUGGCGGUUGUGCCUUGACGGGAAUCAACCUUAGCAAUGACCGAAACGUCGGAAACUUGGGGUCCGUAUUGCUUUGUUUUAUCGCCAUCUUCUCAGCACUGUUCUUAAUAUGGCGGUCGGAGAGGAAAAGGGCCGCUGUCGGUCGAAGGGAGAUCCAACUGUUCCUGGUCGGGUUCAUCAUGAUGUCUAUUUGCGAAAUCUUUUCAGUCGGCGCUUUCCCACUCAGCGACUCUGUUAGAAAGGGCUUUUCCGCGGCUCAUCUUGCUGCUAUUUGCGCCACUGCCUGGCUGCUCUUUCUCAAUGCCAUUGUCGGCUUCCAACUCAUUGAUGAUGGUACCGCCGUGUCUCUUGGGCUGCUCGUCACCUCAGCUCUCAUCCUCUUCGUCGGUACGGGGUACAUUGGCCUCGACACCGCCUUCACAUGGACAGGCCGCUUCCUGUCCAGCCACCGCGCACCUUACCAGAACAUAGGACUGUACAUCCUGUACCUUCUGUUCCCACUAAUCUGCGUAGUCGGAUUCUUCCUCCUCGAGACCUUCCUCGUUAUCAAGGUGCUCAAGGAGAAGAGACCCAUGCUAUACCUCACUAUUGCUGGCCUGUUCUUUGCUCUGGGCCAGAUCUUCGAGUUUGUUAUCAGCAUACACAUCUGCAAUGCCACCGAUGGAAAGAUCAAUGGUGCUUUCUUCGAGACCCUCUUCAACCUUGCUGCUGUCAUCAUGGUAUGGGUCUUCUGGAGCAGCAUUACUGAAGACGACUGGCCAAUGAAUGUUGGCGGAGCAUACAGUUAA